GUCACUAUCAGUUGGAAACGCCAAUUACUGACAAAGAUCUCACCAAAAUAAACAAAUCGUUGAAAGUACGAUGGGAGACAGACAAGACGCUUUAACAAAGGAAGAUUGGAUUAAGUUGCUUGAAGAUAACGACGUAGGACGUAGUAACAUGAACAAAUUGAUAAUGAAUUAUUUAGUGACGGAAGGUUUUAAAGAAGCAGCCGAAAAAUUUCAACAGGAAUCCGGAAUUGCAACUCCUGAUAACCUACAUUCACUGGACGACAGAAUGCGAAUUCGUGAUGCUAUUAUGAAUGGCCGAAUUGAGGAAGCCACCACUUUAAUCAACCAGCUACACUCUGAACUAUUGGACAAUGAUAGAUAUUUAUAUUUCCGCUUACGGCAACUUCAUCUACUCGAGCUAAUUCGAAGCAACAAAAUAGAAGAAGCCCUGGCAUUUGCUCAGAGCCAUUUAAGUGAAGCUGGAGAAGAGGACCACUCAGUACUGAUUGAAUUAGAGAGAACAAUUGCACUUCUUGCGUUCGAAGACCCUUUAAGCAGCCCGUUUGGCGAUCUGUUGGAGCCAUCGCAUAGACAGAAGGUGGCGGGUGAAGUGAAUGCGGCAAUACUUAAAAUGGAACAUCAGGAAUCAACAGCGCCGAAAAUUUCGACUCUUUUAAAAUUAAUUCUUUGGGCCCAAGAGAAACUAAACAAAAAGAACGUGAAAUAUCCGAAAAUGACAGACUUAGCUGGUGCGACUAUUUCAGCACUUGAUGAUUUUCCCGCGCCCGAUGAAUUUCCAAAUGACUAAAUUCCUCAUUGAACCUGUACAGAUUCAUUUCAAAGCUGUAAAAAUGCUCUGUUAAUUUAGUGUAAAAGUUGUCCCCGAUUGUGAAUAUAAUAAAUAAAACCCAUUGGUACUACGUA
Molecule: messenger RNA, 903 nt
Organism: Dendroctonus ponderosae (mountain pine beetle)
Lineage: Eukaryota; Metazoa; Arthropoda; Insecta; Coleoptera; Curculionidae
Gene: Hou
Product: glucose-induced degradation protein 8 homolog
Exons: 5
Coding region: 71-787 (238 amino acids)
Biological process (GO): proteasome-mediated ubiquitin-dependent protein catabolic process
Cellular component (GO): nucleus; cytoplasm
Molecular function (GO): protein binding
Source: RefSeq, a predicted model, not a curated record